Molecule: messenger RNA, 1948 nt
Organism: Zonotrichia albicollis (white-throated sparrow)
Lineage: Eukaryota; Metazoa; Chordata; Aves; Passeriformes; Passerellidae
Source: RefSeq, a predicted model, not a curated record
UUCUUGAAUUCGAACAUGUUUAUCUUGAAAAUCUUCCGUCAGCUUCAAUGUAUGAGCGCAGUUACAUGCACAGAGAUGUUAUUACACAUGUGGCAUGUACAAAGACAGAUUUUAUCAUAACAGCCAGUCAUGAUGGACAUGUAAAAUUCUGGAAGAAAAUAGAAGAAGGGAUUGAGUUUGUUAAACACUUCCGAAGUCACCUGGGUGUUAUUGAGAGUAUUGCUGUUAGUUCAGAGGGGGCAUUGUUCUGUUCUGUUGGAGAUGACAAAGCGAUGAAGGUGUUUGAUGUAGUCAACUUUGACAUGAUCAACAUGCUGAAACUCGGUUACCACCCUGGCCAGUGUGAAUGGGUAUAUUGCCCUGGAGAUGCUAUAUCUUCUGUUGCAACAUCUGAGAAAAGUACAGGGAAAAUAUUCAUAUAUGAUGGACGAGGAAAUAACCAGCCACUUCACGUUUUCGAUAAACUCCACAUGUCCCCUCUUACUCAGAUACGCCUGAACCCUGUCUACAAAGCAGUUGUGUCUUCGGACAAGUCCGGAAUGAUCGAGUACUGGACCGGUACUCCUCAUGAGUAUAAAUUUCCCAAGAAUGUGAACUGGGAGUAUAAAACGGAUACCGAUCUAUACGAAUUUGCUAAAUGCAAGGCUUACCCAUCCAGUAUAAGUUUUUCACCCGACGGCAAGAAAAUGGCCACUCUUGGGUCUGACAGAAAAGUUAGAAUUUUUCGUUUUCUGACGGGAAAGCUCAUGAGAGUCUUUGAUGAAUCUCUGAGUAUGUUUACUGAACUUCAGCAGAUGAGACAACAACUGCCUGACAUGGAGUUUGGGCGGCGUAUGGCAGUUGAGCGUGAGCUGGAGAAAGUGGAUGCAGUAAGAUUAAUUAAUAUAAUUUUUGAUGAAACUGGACACUUCGUUCUCUAUGGAACUAUGUUGGGCAUUAAGGUCAUAAAUGUAGAGACUAACAGGUGUAUUCGUAUCUUGGGAAAACAAGAGAACAUCAGAAUGAUGCAACUGGCUUUGUUCCAAGGAGUAGCAAAGAAACAUCGUGCAGCGAUCACUAUAGAGAUGAAGGCAUCUGAAAAUCCUGUUCUCCAGAAUAUUCAGGCAGAUCCAACAGUAAUCUGCACAGCUUUUAAAAAAAACAGGUUUUACAUGUUUACUAAACGCGAACCAGAAGACACAAAGAGUGCAGAUUCUGACAGAGAUGUAUUUAAUGAGAAACCUUCUAAAGAAGAGGUCAUGGCAGCCACUCAGGCAGAAGGUCCCAAAAGAGUGUCAGACAGUGCCAUCAUCCACACAAGCAUGGGAGAUAUUCAUAUCAAGCUUUUUCCUGUUGAGUGCCCCAAAACAGUGGAAAACUUCUGUGUGCACAGCAGGAAUGGUUACUACAAUGGACACAUAAUUCACCGUAUCAUCAAGGGUUUCAUGAUUCAGACUGGUGACCCAACUGGUACAGGAAUGGGAGGUGAAAGUAUUUGGGGAGGAGAAUUUGAAGAUGAGUUUCAUUCAACUUUACGACAUGACAGACCAUAUACACUCAGCAUGGCUAAUGCAGGACCAAAUACCAAUGGAUCCCAGUUUUUUAUAACAGUAGUCCCAACGCCUUGGCUCGACAACAAGCACAGUGUGUUUGGACGGGUGACUAAAGGAAUGGAAGUUGUUCAGAGAAUCUCAAAUGUCAAAGUCAAUCCCAAAACUGACAAACCCUAUGAGGACAUCAGCAUCAUUAAUAUAACAGUGAAGUAAGGCAGGCAUUGAAGCUUCCAGCUUAAGCAGAAAAAACCUGAGCAUGUGGGACCCAGAGAGGGACCUAGGAAGAACAAAUAUUUUUCAUAGUUCCUAGAUGUUCUGGUUUGACAUUGGCACAAGGCCAAAUGCUUGCAUGAAAAUACACCUUCUCUGGUGUCUGCUGUGAGAUUUUGACCAGGAAUAAACAAAGCAGGCUCUCA